AUGGGGCUGCCCCGGGCCGGGCUGUGGCUGAGGAGGCUCUGGGUGCUCCUGCAGGUGGCUCUGCAAGUGGCCGUGGGCAAAGUGCUACUGAUAUUCUUUCCUGAGAGAGUCAAGAAGCACAUCGUGGCCAUGAACCAGAAGAACCCCCACUUCUCCUAUGACAACUGGGCCCCGACCCUCUACAGCACCCAGUAUUUCCGGUUCAUCCUGAAGGUCCACUGGCAGCGACUAGAGGACACGACUAAGCGAGGGGGUCUGGCCCCAAACAGCCCCGUGGUCCACCUCUCAGGACAGAGGUGCAACAUCUGGGACUUCAUGCAAGGCAACAGGCCAUUGGUGCUGAAUUUCGGAAGUUGUACCUGACCUUCAUUUCUUUUCAAAUUUGACCAAUUCAAGAGACUCAUUGAAGACUUUACUUCCAUCGCAGAUUUUCUCAUCAUCUACAUAGAAGAAGCACACGCGUCAGAUGGCUGGGCUUUUAAGAACAACGUGGUCAUCAGGAAUCACCGGAAUCUCCAGGACCGCCUGCGGGCAGCCCGCCUGCUGCUGGACAGGAGCCCCCAGUGCCCGGUGGUGGUGGACACGAUGAAGAACCAGAGCAGCCAGCUCUACGCGGCACUGCCCGAGAGGCUCUAUGUGCUCCGGGAGGGCAGGAUCCUCUACAAGGGUAAACCUGGCCCUUGGAACUACCAUCCAGAGGAAGUCCGUGCUGUUCUGGAAAAGCUCCACAGUUAAUCUGGAAAGAUCCCCCAGUUCCAGGUGACCCGCAGGAGGGCUCUUCAAGGCUCGGCUCUCCCUCCAACACAGCUGGCUUUUACCUCUUGACCUGUGUCCCCAGCUGAAUCACCAGCUCAGAUUUUUCUGAUCUAAGCAAACAGCUCUCAGCUGGGGAGUGCAGGCCGCAGCCCUCAAUCAGAGGCAACUGUUAUAAUCAGAACAUGAAGCAGCAAGUCAGCCGAUUGCUAAAGAAUGCACAACUCCACGCUGCCCCCACUGUGGGGACCACGUUCACUGCGGGACGUCUCAGCGUGAGAGCAGUUGCACUCUGUGGCACACUUCUGAGGUGUGGUGUCUCUCUUCAGCCACUCUGAUACCGUGUGGUUAGACAUGGCAUCCCUUAUAUUAGGUAAAUUCAUUUCACCAAAUUUUCCAUUUAUGGAUUGGUAAUUUAAGACACUAAGUUGGUUUUUAGAACCAGGCAUUGGGAGAACUCCAGGUGUUUAGAGAAAGAUAAAGAAUCGGAAGAGGAGGGGGUAAGAUUGGGAGGAGACAGUAAAGGUGGUAAUCCUCUCCUUGCCAAAAGAUGGAAACCAGGCGGCGGUGGCGGUGGUGGUGGUGGUGAGCGGUGAGUUUCCAGGGUAACUUAUCUCCAAUUGUACCAUAGAAGAAGAGGGUACUCACUUGACCGUCUUUGAAUAUAUUUCAUAGAAAUCUGGCUCUCUGUCCUGGAAUCUUCCACUAUCUUCGCUUAUCAACAGAGUCACUUGCAGGGAGGACUUGCUUCCCCAAAGCAUAAUAACUUUGACCAAACUAGACAAGAGUCACU
Molecule: messenger RNA, 1546 nt
Organism: Diceros bicornis minor
Lineage: Eukaryota; Metazoa; Chordata; Mammalia; Perissodactyla; Rhinocerotidae
Gene: DIO1
Product: iodothyronine deiodinase 1
Exons: 4
Molecular function (GO): thyroxine 5'-deiodinase activity
Source: RefSeq, a predicted model, not a curated record